This is a messenger RNA of Macrosiphum euphorbiae (potato aphid), 1482 nucleotides long. The record is from the annotation of a GenBank genome assembly. Lineage: Eukaryota; Metazoa; Arthropoda; Insecta; Hemiptera; Aphididae.
AUGAUCGAAAACGCGGAACUGGUCAUGCAAAUGCUGGAGAUGUACCAGAUGUACAAGCAACAGGUUCCCGUGGAACUGGAAGAGUAUCUAAGGUAUGUAGCAAAGACCGGAAACACACUGUUCCAGUGGACGCUGGUCAAGCCGUUCAUCCGUGAGAAGAUAAUGAACGUUAUUGCCGAAUUUUCGGAACAGUCUGCGUUGUCUGACAUACCGCCAUACCCAAAUGUCGACCCGUUCAACUACGAGGCCAUGAAGACCAUGUUGUUGGAACGUUUCGACACUUUCAAUGGGCCCCCGUUCACCAUACAAAGGCUUUGCGAGUUGUUGUCUUGCCCAAGAAAAGAAUACAACCGUGUGGACAAAUUCAUGCGUGCCGUAGAAAAAAACAUAUUGGUUGUCAGUACUUGCGAGUUGAGACCCAAGCGAGAAGAGCCCAUUGUCAAUGGCGUCCCAGACCGGUGGGAAAAUGGGAAAGAGUCCGAUAUCAGUAUGGAAUUGGUAGAUAAAAAUAAUGUUAUUACAGACGCAAGUGUCCUAAAUGGUAAUGAUACAGUCGAAAGUCUUCUGAACGAACUAGAAUCAAUGAAAACUCCUGAAACAAAACUGGAUGAAUCAAAGACAGAACAAAAAGAUCAUCUUGUCGCACAAGUUACAGACAAAGUUGAAUCUAAUAUUACUCCGGAAGAACCCAAACAAGAUACUCCAGUAUUAAUCACCCAAGAUACACCACUUCAGACACAAAUUACAGACUCUACUACAGAAGUUGUGGAACCAGUCGAUAUUGAUGUCGAACCAGUUGAUGUUGAUGUCCCACCAAAUGUUUCCGCUGAACAUGAAUCUAUAGUUGACCAACCAAAAGAGUUAAACUCUGAAGUCAGUGAAAUUCAACCUGUUGAAGUUAAAGAACAAAUUGUAAGUGAUCCUGUUGAUGAGCUUAAAGAUUUAUCCCAAGAUAUAGAGCUUGAAAUUGUCAAACCAAAAACUGAAGAGCCAAUUGUAGAAAGUAAGGAAUUGGAUCAUUUGGAAUUAACACCGACAGAUGCUGAUCGAGUAGAAGGCUCAAUUAUUCAUCAAGCUCCUGAUUCUGAUAACAAAGUAGAAUUAGAUAUAGACGUAUCACAAACUGCAGUUGUGUUGGAAAAAUCAGACGAAAAUCUUGAAAGUAUGGAUGUACAAGUUGAAGAUGUAUCCAAAAGUAUGGAAUCUGAAGUAAUCAGUGAUAAUGUACAAGAAGAAUGUACAAAUCCUACAGAAAUUGAAAAUGACAAACAAGUUGGUGAAUCUACUAUUGAUGUACCUACUGUAGACCCAGUUUCUAUAGAUAUGGAGGUAGAACUAGAGAAGACAGAAAAUGACAUUAUCCCUGACGUUAUACCACAAGAAAGUGUUAAAGAAAAUGAAGACAUCCAGACAACGGAACCUAAUACAACUGUUGAAGAACCUCAAGUACAGGAUGAAAAUAAAUUGACUGAAAGUGAAUAG